This is a messenger RNA of Linepithema humile (Argentine ant), 821 nucleotides long. The record is from RefSeq and is a predicted model, not a curated record. Lineage: Eukaryota; Metazoa; Arthropoda; Insecta; Hymenoptera; Formicidae.
CAUAUUCAAUUAUGAGCGCACUCGCUUAUCUUGUAUUCAUAGUUUUGGCAUACGCUACGGAAGGAGCUUUGUCUCCACAAAUUGUUGGCGGCAAAGAUGCACCCACCGGUAAAUAUCCGUAUCAAGUAUCGCUGAGAAUUUACAACACAUACGUAUGCAGUGGAUCUAUCAUUGAUAAUCGUAACAUAUUAACUUCAGCCCAUUGUAUCAAUGAUAAAAUAGGUGUAUUACCAUCAUUAAAGGUUCAUGUCGGCACAAACUUUCAAAAUGAAACAGGAGAUGUUUACGAAAUAGCAAAUGUUACUAUCAAUGAAGAUUACAAUAAUAUUCGACUUGUUAAUGACAUCGCCCUACUACAUAUUAAAACUCCUAUUCGAUAUACCACAAAAGUACAGCCAAUAAAACUUGCGACACAGAUAAAUGACACAGUUCUUGAAAACAAGACUUGCACAUUGUCAGGAUGGGGAAGUAUUAAACUGGGUGGCGGCACAUCAAACAACUUACAAGAAAUCAACUUAACAAUUUAUUCCCAAACUAAGUGCAAGGCUACGUAUUCAGAAUUAACGGAAAACCAUAUUUGCACUUUAACCAAGCGAGGAGAAGGAACGUGUUAUUUUGAUUAUGGUGCACCUUUAGUAUACAACAAAACUCAAGUUGGAAUUGUUACUUUGAAUUGGGGUCGACUCUGCGGAAUUGGAUAUCCAGAUGUAUACACGAGAGUGGCCAAUUUUCUGUCAUGGAUCAACGCAAAUUUGGAAAAAUAGCAGAUUAUUUUAUUCAUUUAUUAAAAUUUUAUUUUAUUUUAUGUAAUUUCUGAUUUU